Schistosoma turkestanicum is the source of this 1844-nucleotide messenger RNA. The record is from the annotation of a GenBank genome assembly. NCBI's taxonomy places the organism in Eukaryota, Metazoa, Platyhelminthes, Trematoda, Strigeidida, Schistosomatidae.
GGAACCGUACCGAAAGAACAAGAAUCGAGCGCGAGGAAAAAGAUAUUGGAUAUUGGAUUGGACAUAUGACUGACCUUAUAAAACCUUUUACUCGUAACACUGGACGCUACUGAAGUUACAGUCUUCAAUCACAACAAUAUUUGUCACGCUUACAUACGAUUCAGUGUUAUUAUAUACGACCUUGCACGAAGGCGCUUAGUAGAUCUGCGGCGAUGUAACGCGCUCAAUGAAAUCUCUGCAUCAAGUCCUGGUUCUCACUGUCAGAGUGCCUUAAUUCUGCAUUAACUUCAUUUAUUAUCGCUAUUUAUCGAUUUCAUCAUUGGAUUAGCAUUGUUUUCUAUUCUACUCCAACAUACAGCUUGCCUUCUGGCUACACUCAAACUCACCGAAGGCUAAACAUCACAAAGCGGCUUACAGUAAUGGGUUUCACGUGAUAAUAUGCUGUCAAGUGAUGAGAAGCGAUUGCAUGUUUCACUUACCCACCGGGUCAUUGCUUCUUCAGUCGGUGGGAUGAUAACAGCGUUCGUUAUGACACCUCUUGAUGUCGUUAAAGUUCGGAUGCAGUCUCCUAGGACUUACUCUGAACCCAAGUGUCUUGCUUAUUGCAAUGCAUUAAUAGAUCGCCUCUGUACCUGCUCGUUGAGCCUUAACACCUGUUCUCUGUCUUGGUCACAACGUGCUAUGAAGUCUAUAGGAUGGUGUAAUUUGUCUACUUCUAAUGGAUCCCAUUGUUGUUGCCCAUGUAUUUCUCACUAUAAUCCAUCGAUUACAUUUCCCUACCGUUCCCCUGGUAUUUCAGAUACUGUUCUGAAAAUUAUCCGCAAUGAAGGUGUUUUAUCUCUUUGGAGUGGACUUUCGCCAACACUUGUUAUGACGCUUCCUCAAACUGUUAUCUACUUCACUGUCAAUGAUUGGUUAAAAUUUCAUGUUGGAUAUACUUCAAAAACCGUUAAUCAAUCAUCAGUCAGGACAAAUGAAUCUACGCAAAACUUCAUCUCCACAAGACAUUUUCUACCUCCUUUAGUUGGAGGCAUAUCUCGAAUUUUCGCCGUAGUGGCUGUAUCACCGAUCGAAUUAUUACGUACAAAAAUUCAAGCUAAAAAAGUACUCUAUCGAGAUAUAACCGAAUUAGCUGUUACAACAGUUAAACAGGAUGGUUUAAAAAGUCUAUGGUUAGGCGCUGGACCAACUCUUUUACGCGAUGUCCCAUAUUCUAUGAUAUUUUGGUUAACUUAUGACUAUAUGAAAUCAGGAUUUAUCAAUAAACAGACGAAGACAAAUCUAUUGUCGAAUAAUAAAUCAUCUACCACUCACGCAGGAAUUCCUUUCUCGCAUGCAUUUGGUUUUGGAGCAGUUGCUGGGUUUAUCUCGGGCGUAUUAACACAUCCAUUCGAUGUCAUUAAAACACACAAACAAGUUGAUUUUGGAAAGCAUUCAUUUGCACUAAAUCAUCUUCAUCCAACAUCAACAUGGACAUCAUUACAUAAUUUGUAUAUUAAAAAUGGUCUUCCUGCAUUGUUUUCUGGUUUCACACCGAGACUCAUUAAAACAACUAGUGCUUCUGCAAUUAUGAUUGCAGUUUUUGAAAGUUUAAAAGAAAAAGUUGUAAAUAUUGGAACAAGUUAAAUGAAGAAAGAAGACACAAAAAACAAUGUCAACAUCUCUUCGUUGUUGUCUAUUAAAUAAUACAUCAGCUUAUUUCCCUUUCCAGUUUUUUUUUGUUCUAAAUUUCGUUGUUGCAAAUCAAACAAACAAACAAACCAGAUUGAUCAUUUUAACCUUUAUUUGUUCUAGUUUUUAGUAACGACAAUAUUGAGAAUAAAAUGAUUUUUUUUUGCAAUCAA